Apis cerana (Asiatic honeybee) is the source of this 7416-nucleotide messenger RNA. RefSeq names its product glutamate receptor ionotropic, kainate 2. Gene Ontology annotation, molecular function: ligand-gated monoatomic ion channel activity; signaling receptor activity. Gene Ontology annotation, biological process: monoatomic ion transport. NCBI's taxonomy places the organism in Eukaryota, Metazoa, Arthropoda, Insecta, Hymenoptera, Apidae. The record is from RefSeq and is a predicted model, not a curated record. Gene Ontology annotation, cellular component: membrane.
GGUGGCGGAUCGUCCUGGCGCAGCCAGUGCCCGCGCGUCUUUCGCGAUCGUCGGACCGCGCGUACCGAAAACGGGAACGUGUUCUCGCGUGUCCUCAACCCUCGAGGAUCGGGGGUGCACCGAGGUGCGCGUGACUCGGUUCGAAUAAUUCGUGGAAAUUGAACGAAAACGGGAUCAUUGUGUUGUUUUAAAAGUUGUUGUGUUGAUCGUGGUGAUCGAGGAAAAUCGAAGGGGUUGAAGAGAUAAGAUAGCUGGUAUCCCAUGUAUUGGAAUAACUCGCGAUAAAAACAAUCCUCCUCUCCGCUCUUCUUUUUGAUUUGGAUGGGGUUGAAUCAUGGUGUGAUCAUGAGAGUACGAAGAAGAGAGCAGUGGCACACUCGAGAUGUUGAAUAAAGUGUUUGAAUAAGAAGUCAAGAAUUCUUUAACGAUGCGUGUCGGAAAUUUCGUAUCGCAGGUGUGUUGAUUUUUCUUUUCUUUUCUUUUCUUUUCUUUUUCCGACAAUCGCCCGGCGAAAGUUGCUGUAAUGUAAGAAUAUAUCCGUCCCUCCUCCCUCAUCUCGACUAUGACGACCCGCAGGAUAACGAGAACUCGGCCGUGAUAAUGCGCCGCUAUGGUUAUCAGGAUGGAUAUUUCCUGUGAUCACGCUCGACGAGAGCAAUAACGAUCGGUUGUAAUUGGCCUAUCAUAUCGGAUUUAAUAGAUUCGAUGGGAUCAUCAUCGUGUCCGCCAAAAGGGACUGGUUAGAAUACCCCGAUAAAAAUCUCGUCUCUGUCUCGCUUCCUGUUGUUUUCGAUUGUUGUGCUUGUUGUGCUCCGCUACAUCUACAUCUCAAGUCGCGAGGAUUUGGUUUCGAGUGAAAAAAAAUAUGCUACGAAGGACAAGUCUCGUGCUGUGAACGUCGCAAGUGUCCGGUGAUUCGAGCAAGAUAGACGAGUGAGGUGGUGACUUUCGUUCCAGAUGAAUGUUUAACUUGGUGGAAAUGUGCGGACAAUGAAGGCUCUCCGAGGAUUUGCAUAGACGUGCGCGUGGAAACUCCGACAAUGUGCAAUUCCGUGUUAAAGUGUUCGUGAACGGGUUUCUCGUUAUUCGUACGAUCCUCUCGGCUACCUGUAUCGCAUUCUGCCCAGCAAAGGAAUACGCAAGAACGAUGUCAUAGUCGAGUGCGAGUCGAGUUUAUUUCGGGCACAAUGGCACUGUUGUUCGCCAUUAUUGUCAUCCUGGUCACCACUGCCAUGUCGCUGCCGCCGGUCAUCAGAAUCGGUGCAAUCUUCACGGAGGAUCAAAAAGACAGUCCUUCGGAAUUGGCAUUCAAGUAUGCCAUCUACAAGAUCAACAAGGAUAAAACUCUGCUGGCGAACACCACGUUGGUUUACGAUAUUCAAUACGUCCCUAAGGACGAUUCUUUCCGAACAUCGAAGAAAGCGUGCAAGCAGCUGUCGAGAUCGGUACAAGGGAUCUUCGGCCCAUCCGACCCUCUUCUAGGCGCCCAUAUCCAGAGCAUUUGUGAAGCUCUGGACGUCCCGCAUCUCGAGGCCAGAGUCGACUUCGAGCCAACGUUCAAAGAGUUCAGUAUAAAUCUCUAUCCAUCUCAGGACCAUCUGAACAAAGCCUUCAAAGAUCUCAUGUCAUUUUUAAACUGGACCAGAGUGGCCAUAAUCUACGAGGAGGAUUACGGUUUAUUCAAGCUGCAAGAUCUCGUGAAAUCACCGCCUUCAGCGAGAACCGAGAUGUAUAUUCGCCAGGCAGGACCUGGUUCUUACAGGCAAGUUCUUCGAGAAGUCAGACACAAGGAGAUCUACAAGUUGAUCGUCGACACCGAUCCUGCGCACAUGCAACAAUUUUUUCGUGCGAUCCUCCAGCUGCAAAUGAACGAUUACAGAUACCACUACAUGUUCACGACGUUCGACAUAGAGACAUUCGAUCUGGAGGAUUUCAAGUACAACAGUGUGAACAUGACUGCGUUCCGUCUUGUGGACCUCGAGGAACCAAAGGUGGCCGAAGUUCUGAGACAGAUGGAACGUUUCCAGCCGAUUGGCCACGCUAUCCUCAACAAAACCGGAGUUAUCCAGGCAGAACCAGCUUUGGUGUACGACAGUGUGCAGGUUUUCGCACACGGUUUGGCGGCAUUGGAUCGAAGCCACGACCUGAGGCCCGCCAAUUUAUCAUGUGAAAAAGAGGAGCCUUGGGACGAUGGUUUGUCCCUUUACAACUACAUUAACGCCGCAGGUUUACACGGCCUAACCGGACAUAUCGAGUUCAACGAAGGGAAGCGUAAUAACUUCAAGCUCGACCUGCUCAAAUUAAAGAAGGAGGAGCUGGUGAAGGUUGGCGAGUGGAAGCCCGGAUCGGGCGUUAACGUGACCGACGUCGGUGCUUUUUACGAGACCAGCGCCACUAAUAUCACCCUGGUCGUUAUGACCAGAGAGGAAAAACCAUACGUGAUGGUAAAGGAGGACAAGAAUCUGACAGGGAACGCGAGGUUCGAGGGAUUCUGCAUCGAUUUGCUCAAGUGGAUCGCUAGUCAAGUCGGGUUCCAGUACGCCAUAAGACUGGUGCCUGAUCAUAUGUAUGGCGUUUACGACCCAAAGACCAAGGAGUGGAAUGGAAUCGUUAGAGAGUUGAUGGAAAAGAGAGCGGACCUGGCUGUCGCAUCCAUGACGAUCAAUUACGCUCGGGAGAGCGUGAUAGAUUUCACCAAGCCAUUCAUGAAUCUCGGUAUCGGAAUUCUGUUUAAGGUUUCCGCUCGAACGCCGUCGAGGCUGUUCUCGUUCAUGAAUCCUCUUGCCGUGGAGAUUUGGUUAUCCAUGCUGGGCGCUUACGUGAUGGUCUCCCUAACGAUUUGGAUAGUGGCGAGAUUCUCGCCUUACGAGUGGGUGGAACCUACACCCUGUCCAAGCUGCAAAUGUCCGCUACAGGGUGGUCACGUGAGCGCGUUGGAUCCUGACAGCGACGACAUUCCUCUGCUGAGGACGGUCAACGAGUUCACCCUGGCCAACAGCUUCUGGUUUACGGUCGGCACGCUUAUGCAACAGGGCAGCGACCUCAACCCCAAGGCAACAAGCACGAGAAUAGUUGGUGGAAUCUGGUGGUUCUUCACAUUGAUCAUCAUCUCAUCUUACACGGCAAAUCUGGCUGCGUUUCUCACCGUCGAGAGGAUGAUCACGCCGAUCGAGAACGCAGCUGAUCUCGCUGAACAAACGCAAAUCUCUUAUGGAACGUUAGAGGGUGGAAGUACAAUGACGUUUUUCAGGGACUCGAAGAUUGGUAUAUACAAGAAGAUGUGGGAGUUCAUGGAGUCGAAAUCGCCCUCGGUUUUCGUGAAAAGCUACGAAGAUGGGGUGAAGAGGGUGCUCGAGGGUGACUACGCUUUCCUGAUGGAGUCGACGAUGCUCGAUUAUGCUGUACAACGAGAUUGCAAUCUCACGCAAAUCGGGGGCCUGUUGGACAGCAAAGGCUAUGGAAUUGCCACUCCGAAAGGCUCGCCCUGGAGGGAUAAAAUAUCUCUGGCGAUUUUGGAGCUACAGGAGAAGGGUGUGAUACAGAUUCUGUACGAUAAGUGGUGGAAGAACACCGGGGACGUGUGCAACAGGGACGAGAAGAGCAAGGAGAGCAAGGCGAACGCGUUGGGAGUCGAAAAUAUCGGCGGUGUCUUUGUCGUGCUGGUUUGCGGCCUGGCUCUGGCCAUCCUCGUCGCAGUCCUCGAAUUCUGCUGGAACUCGAAGAAGAACGCCCAAUCGGACAGGUCCCUGUGCGCCGAGAUGGCCUCGGAAUUGCGGUUCGCCAUGCGGUGCGGCUCGCGGCAAAGACCAGCCGCGAAGGCGCGCAAUUCCGACGCCGCGGUGCCGUGCGACCGUUGCAGCCCGCGUGCCACGAGGAGGAGAACGCGAUAUUGUUCCACCGGCCACGAAGAGACCACCUACAUACCAAGCAUCGAGAUACCACGGUUAAAUGCAGGAGGGUGGAGCAUUGUCGAUGACGGAGAUGAAGAAAUCAUUGAGCUUCGAUCAAGUGGGAGCGGCCCGUGGCGGGAACACCUAGCACAGGCCUCAUCCUCAUCUUCAUCCUCAGCAGCAGCAACAGCAACAACAACAACCGCCACCGUGCAAAGCCACGCCCACGCACACACGUCACACACACUGCCACUCACAUUCACACAGCCACAGUCACAGCCAUACGCACAAACACCAACCACCCCCACCGAGGCAGAGACGGGGCUCUUCAAGCAUCGUCUUGGGUCAAGGAGGUGACCAUCCUGAGAGUAUUCUCUGGAGAUUCGACUGCGACCUGGCAGGUGAGCCAGACGUGGUGAUAUCGCCGCCGCCACCGCCACCCCCACCCUCGGCGGCCGUAUCGAGGACCACGACCCUUUGACCAAUACUCGAAGAGGUGCCAACAGGUGUGCCCGUCCAAAAGGAGCUGCCUAUCCAGACCUCGGCGGUGGUGAACGUAAUCGACCAGAAGGAGACCUGCUUAUAGCAUAUGUAGUCGCCGGGGCGGAUGAGUUGGCCGCGAAACGGCUUGACCACUGUCAUCGGCGACAUCAUGGUUGGAUCAUCGAUCGGUCGGCUGUCCACGUGACGACACACAACAAUUUAGAAUUUCGUUUAGCAAAGAAGAAUUGGCGACACGUGCCAAAAAGAAACAAAUAAAACAAAAUCGAUCCGUCGUCGUGGAUCGUGCAGGGAAGAUCGUCGUGUCGAGGAUCAUCGUCGUCGAACGAGUAAAGACGUUAUAAAAAUCGAGAUGGAUCGAUUACUUUUCAACGAACUACAGAGAAACGAAUCAAGUUUACACGAUGGAUAUCGUGAAGAACGGAGUGGUUUGUUACGAAUGGAGUAUUGUUCCAUGCCAUGGAUGCUCGUCCGCCAAUAAAACGGGAUCGAUCCGAAAAGCGUCACCGUGCGAACGAACGCGUUCCAUCGUCCUGACGAAGUUGAAUAGCAAAUGAAACAUCGCGUGCAACGCCAAUCAAUUUGGGCCGAUCGUUCGCUCUUCGAGGCGAGGACUUUCGAGGCUGGGAAGUAUAUAUAUAUAUCGAAUAGGGUAGUUGAACGGCCGAUUCAAUUGUCCGGGCUGGUCGAAAGCGGCGAGUCCGAUUUUCAUGCUAAACAUAUCGAAAUGGAGGCAGAGACAAGGUCGAGAGCAUCGACGGGGAAAGGUUCUCGUUUAACACGUUCGAAGAAGUAGAAGUAGUGGAACGAGGAACAAUGUUACGUCGAUCAAUGUGUGAUUAGACUCGGACCAAAACUCAUAGCCAACACUGCCAACAGAUAGCCUAAUUUAGUCAAACGGUCUAGAUACAGAUGCAUGGACUAAAAAAGAAAAAGGAGAAAGCUUUAAUCCGUGCGCGUGGAUGGAUAAUUCACGGCCUAAAAAAAAAUCUUGAUUCCGCUUAUACUCGAUCCUUAAAGGAGAGGGUUGAUCAAUGAAAUUUCGAUCGAUACAAUGUUACCACGGAACAUGCACAAUGAAGCGCUUUUUAAUAAAAAUGGAAUGCGAAGAAUCGAUUGAAAGAUGGAUUAGGUCGUUUAAAAAGAGAGAGAGAAAAAAUGAAGAGUUUAGAAUAGUCGAGAUGAUGUAAAUACCUAGGACGGAUAUCGUCAAAUCUAUUCGACCAAACAACCAACACGAAGGAUAUCUAGGAAAUAGUCGAAGAUCAAUCAUCGUAUUCAAAUUUAUCGUCUGAUAUGUACAAUUUAAAAAAAAAGAGAGAAAAGAAAAAAAAGAAACAUCUAGAGCAAACCUCGAACGUCUCUUCUUAGAAUAGACGAAACGAAUCACAGGAGGAUGUAGUACAAAGAUUUCGAAAAUGCGUUACCUGAUCGUUACGAUUUUGCACCCUGACCUUUGUUUCCGCGCCGUUCACCAGUCGCCAGAUGAUGGACAGUCUGACCGCGCAGCGGACCAGAAAUUUUUCACAACGCGUUUUAUACAACAGGGGGAUGAGAGGACUAGAAGAAAAUUUCCACGAAUGAAUUUCUCGGUGUGCCUGCGGUCAGCCUCGAACGAUCGAAGCCUGUAACGGUCGAUCGUGAGGGAAAUAUUAGAUUAGAAAGAAUCCCGCGAACGCGCGUACGCUCGAGGAAUAAGUUCGUCGAUUAUGUAUGGCGUUCUGUGUCAUAAAUAGACACGGUUGAUAAAAAUGAUCGAUCGUGUUUGUUCAUCGAAUCGGUGAAUUCACUUCGGUGUAGAUUCACAGGACGAAUUGUAUAAAAAAGUAAGACACGCGUAUGGGCGCGUACACGAAGGUACAAUACAGUGUACGCGGGCAUACAAUCACCGUAUUGUUAGUUUAUAUGAUAUAAUUCCAUAAGGUAAGUGCGUAGCCGCGUAAGAGACUUUAGUCAUAUUUUGACACGAUCGACAGUUUAUUAAUACAUCGAGGCGAUACGAUUAUGUACAGUUGGCCGAAAAUUUUUUCACCGAAAAUUCGAACAUCCGCCGCCUUCGUCGGGAAGGAAGUUUCUUGAGGGCGUUUUUAGUAUUGCGCACCGCGUCGUACACGCGAACACAUACACAUUACAUACAUACACACCCACACACAAAACAUACACAAGCAUACACACAAGUGUACAUACAAGAAGAAAACAAUAUUCAUCGGGAAGAGAAGAGAGAUCGUUGCUCGACGGUUUUAUUAAUGCGUUAUUAACGAUAUAACGAGGAGAAAGAACGCGAUUGAUGGGUGUAUGGUUGACAGAGUGCGUGAUAAGAAAGAGGAGCGAAUCGUGCCACGAGAAAAGGAUUAUGCUGUUGCAACAACGAGCUUUUCAAUCACGCGAUUUACAUACCUCCGUGUUAAUUCGACGAUGAUGGGGAUCAAGCAUUUACCAGCGAUGAACACGAUGACAAAUAUUGCGUCGAUUAUGUCGGAAAUAAAUAUUCUCGCUCGAAUGGAUGAUCGAUGAAACGUAAAUCGGAGAUUGCGCAAAUUAAUUCGUAACUUUCGUUGGCCGAAGAUUCAUCCACGAUGAAGAAUUCAUUUUCAGGGCGGCAAGAAAUUUUCAAUGGCUGCUCGGAGAUAAUCGAGUUCUCGUAUAAUUGCAUCCAGAAGAAUCAAUUGAUCCCGAUUGAUAAAUGAAUUCUUCAUUCCGUAUCGAUUAAUUAAAAAUGCCGCUCUUCCACGAGACACGUCCUUCUUCCUCCUCGUUUUUCUUCCUCGAUCCCGAGAAUAUAUAUCCCUCUUCUGAUAAAUCGCAAAAUCGGGCACGAUUCGCCCAAACACAUGACGUAGCGAUUCGUCGUAAUUGCAUAUUUCGAUCGAACGAGGAGCGUUCGAGACGAGGAAAUAUUAUUGCGACGGAUGUUGGAUACGUUACGAGAAAAAUUGAUUCGAAGGAAGCGAGUUCAGUUUGAAUACUUGUCGCGUCAUCACUGGUGUGCCACUAUUCAAUAAAUAAAUUUUAUUUACUUAAUCGA